This is a messenger RNA of Phaeoacremonium minimum UCRPA7, 969 nucleotides long. Its product is annotated as putative chitinase 18-11 protein. The coding region runs from base 1 to 969 and encodes 322 amino acids. The record is from RefSeq and is a predicted model, not a curated record. Gene Ontology annotation, cellular component: extracellular region. Gene Ontology annotation, biological process: chitin catabolic process; carbohydrate metabolic process. Gene Ontology annotation, molecular function: chitinase activity; chitin binding. NCBI's taxonomy places the organism in Eukaryota, Fungi, Ascomycota, Sordariomycetes, Togniniales, Togniniaceae. The transcript is spliced from 4 exons.
AUGUCAUGUAUUUUGAUCAGUGAGGACAGCCUUAAUCCGCAUCAAAUCACAGCUGGCAUCAACUAUGUCAUAACCGCAUUCGCCAACUCCUCCCUUUUUACAACGGAGCCCGAUGGCGAGUACGAGCCAUUCAUGCCCCUGGACGAAGUCCGAGCUAUGUUCGACGAGGGCACCAAGGUCUGCAUGGCCAUCGGCGGAUGGGGAGACACAGACGGCUUCAGCAAAGGCGCAAAGAAUUGCACGACACAGACGCUGUAUGCCAAGAGUAUCGCUGCAACUCUCGAUAGACUGGGUUAUGAUUGCGUCGACAUUGAUUGGGAAUAUCCGGGUGGUAACGGAGCGGACUACAUCCAGCAUCCAAAUUCGGAAAAGGUCUCGGAGAUUCACACCUAUGCAGAGCUUCUUGGCCACAUCAAAGCCGCAAUUGGUGACAAGGAGCUUUCAAUCGCCGUACCUGGUCUCGAAAAGGACAUGAUGGCAUUUACCCCCGAGCAAGUCCCGAAGAUCAACGCCGUGGUGGACUUUGUCAAUGUUAUGACAUACGACUUCAUGUCACGCCGUGACAACGUCACAAACCACCACACCUCUGUCAAUCAGUCGCUCCACACCAUCGAGACCUAUGCUGCCCGGGGCAUGGCUCCCGGCAAGAUGAACCUUGGUUUCGCCUUCUAUGCCAAGUGGUUCACAACGGCUGAGGGUGCCGUCUGCACUGAGCCUGUUGGGUGCCCAACCGCACUUUUGGAGGCUGCGGAUGGUUCGGAUACCGGCAAAUCCGGCGCUCUGACAUUUGAGGCUAUCAACUUUGCCCCUGCACCGACCAACCUGACUGAUUCCCCAGACAUGAGCUGUGGCGCUGGCACAUUCUACAGGUGCCCUGACAGUCUUUGCUGCAUGGUAGCACCACACCGUAUUGUGGAACCGGGUGUCAGUCCGACUACGGAGUUUGCGAAGGACCUUCAACUAGUCUGA